AUGUCUUCCAGAGUCACUCGCUCUUCUGCGAGGCUCUCAGCAGCAGGUUCCUCCAGUCAGUCGCCCGCCCAGCCCAACACCAACACCACACCGGCCCGGGCGCCGCCCUCGACACGGAAACGGAAAGCCGCCGCUCGCGAGACGAGUCCGGAGCAGCAAAAGCUCCAGGAGCCUGAGCCCGCACGCGCUUCAGCUUCGAGGCGCACUAGCAAGCGGGUCAAGGUUGACGCUGCGGAACCCCCCGCACCCGCCCCGUCCGCCACCUCUCGCCCGAGGAAGGGCAGCCGAGCAGAUACGGCCAUGUCCAGCGCGGGACCAUCGUCGGGACCCUCAGAGGAAAAGUCGAACCCCGCAGCAGCCCAGUCGUCAUCGAGGCGCAAGACCAGCCGCAAAAACCCUCAAGACCCGCUCGCUCCCACCUCACCUUCCACCCGCCGCUCGAAGAAACAAUCAGCGAAGCCUGACGAGGAUGUUACAAUGAGGGAUGACGAUGACAUCGAGGACGGACAAGAUGAGGGCGCAGACAGAGGUCGGCAUGGCAUGAGCGACGACAGCACUGGAGAGGGCGGAAUGCCUCCGCGGUACGACGAGGAUGAUGACGACGAUGAUCCGUUUGGAGGUGGUUUCCUCGGCCGUCCUGGAGGACCUUCUGGCCUGUCGAAUACGCUGCGAGCACUGAGUGGCAUGAUGUCAGGCAUGUCCUCACGCCUGCGCAACAUCUUGGAAAACUUAAGACAGAAAGACGACCCGUCGGUGCAGUUGAUCGCCCUGCAGGAGCUCUCCGAGAUCUUGCUUGUGUCGACUGAAGAUAACCUCGCGGGUCACUUCCCACCUGAUCAGUAUGUCAAAGAGCUUGUUUCGCUCAUGCAACCCAACGAUUUCGGUGAAGAGAACCCGGAAAUCAUGCUCCUCGCGUGCCGUUGCAUAGCCAACCUCAUGGAAGCUCUUCCAGCUGCCACCGCCAACGUCGUCUACGGCGGCGCGGUCCCGAUCCUGUGCCAGAAGCUGCUUGAAAUCCACUUCAUCGACUUGGCUGAACAAGCUCUCAGCACGCUCGAGAAGAUUUCCGUCGAAUUCCCCGCGUCGAUCGUUCGAGAGGGAGGCUUAAACGCCUGCCUGACGUAUCUCGACUUCUUCCCCACUAGCACGCAGCGAACGGCGGUGACUACGGCUGCUAAUUGCUGCCGUAACAUCCCAGAGGAUUGCUUCCCCACGGUCCGCGAUGUCAUGCCGAUUCUCCUUAACGUGCUCAACAGCAGUGACCAGCGUGUGGUAGAGCAAGGCUGCUACUGCGUUUCCCGGAUUGUAGAAAGCUUCAAGUACCAAGACGGCAAGCUAGAAGAGUUGGUUAGCCCUGAAUUGCUCCAGGCAAUCCUCCGUUUGCUAUUGCCAGGCACCACGAAUCUUAUUGGGCAGAACAUCCACACUCUUUUCCUCCGCGUUUUAUCGAUCACGGCACGCGCCUCGCCUCGCCUUUCCGUGGAGCUCUUCAAGAUGAAGGUCGUCGAUACUCUCUACCAGAUUCUCACCGGUGUGUCUCCACCCGAUGGUACUGAGGACAUCGCAACCAAGAUCGACAGCGUUGUCAUCAUGCAGGCCUUGAUCCACCGCCCUCGUGAGCAAGUCUUUGAGACUCUCAACGUGAUUUGCGAGCUUUUACCAAAUGUCCAGAAGGAUGGCCUUACCUAUCUUGACGACAUUUUCGACGCUGGAUAUCCCACGGACGAGUACCUUCCGAUGUCAACCAGGUCGAGGAAGUCUCCGAAUGACAAGAGGCUGGAACUUCUGGAUGGCUGCAAAGAGGAAGUCAGGCGCUUUGCCAUCAUUCUCUUACCCACCUUGACGGAUGCUUACUCCAGCACGGUCAAUCUCAGUGUUCGCCAAAAGGUCUUGACUGCCCAGCUGAAAAUGCUGUCCAAUUUGGAUGAGGAUAUUCUGAAGGAGGCUCUUCGGGCCGUCCCUUAUGCAUCUUAUCUGGCAUCCAUCCUUUCGCAGCAAGACCACCCGUCAUUGGUCACAUUUGCACUGCAGGCUGCGGAACUUCUUUUGAAGCGCCUCGAGUCUAUCUACCGUUAUCAGUUCUACCGCGAGGGUGUGAUUUCGGAAAUUUCUCGUCUGGCCGAUCGGCCUACGAAGGACCUGGAAAAGCAGAAGCCUAACAAGCCUGCUUUGGAGGCCGAGCCGUAUGGUUCUUCUAGCAAAGCCAGCAGUGAAGCUGGCGAUGAGGAUCUCGACCGUGAAAUGGACGAUGGCCCGGAGGAUGACAUGCAUUCGGACGAUGACGAGGAAAACGAACAUGAUGACCACCAUGACGACGAGGACGAUGAUGAUGACUCCAAUUCGUCUUCCUCAUCCGGCGGACGUUAUGACCGGGCGCCUAUGCCUAACAUUGACGACAUCAUAACUCUCCGCGCCAAGAAGUUCAUGGAGGUCCAUGAGACUGAUCAGGGCAAGGAAAUGCGUGAAAAGGCUUUGACAAUCCUGGAAGAUCUCAAGUCUUUGGCUCAGGAGAUCAAAACCUGCUACUCCAGCACUGCCUGCGACAGAGGCGAGGACCUUUUCGUCCGUCUGGCCGAGUACUUUGAUGGAGAUGCCCUCGAGAGCAUCACGAGCUAUGAGCUCCUGACGUCUGGAAUUGGCGAUGUGCUCCUCGAACUCUUCGCCGACUCGAACGUAUCCAGUAAGCUGGAGGCGAGAACUGCGUUUCUGGAAGCUUUCAUGGGUACUACCAACCAGAGCAAGCAAAAGACUGCAAGCACUGCCUCUCCGAUCACCCCUUUCAGCAUCUUGGUGAGCAAGCUCCAGGACUUGCUUAGCCGCGCGGAGCACUUCGAGGUCAUCACGGUUCAUCAGAAUACCUUUGACAGCAAUCGCAGUUCCGCUGCUUCUAUGCUCGCAAAGCAGCUCAGGUUGAAACUGGUUGCCGAUGACGAUUCUGGUAUUCCUCGAGCUUACAGGAACAUCAUGGUCUCCAUCCACGCCAUUGCCACCUUCAAGGCCCUGGACGAUUAUCUCCGGCCUCGAAUCGCCCUUGCCGAGAGACCCAGACCCUCUGGCAGGGCCCGUGAUGGAGUUUCUGGUGCAAUCGCCGCAUACGCCGCGGCUAUUGCGGGUCGCAGCGCUGGUCUUGGAGGCCGAGAUGCCCCAUCAACACCACCUUUGCCGGCCCCAGCAGAUGGCACGAACCGCGCAUCUUCAUCAAAGAGGACAACGAGGUCGAAGGCGGCAGCAGGCUCAAGCGCAAAUCCCGAAGCUAGCACGCCGCCGGCUAAGCAGCCCGGUUCUGCCCCUAGACGUUCUAGCCGGAAGCGCCAGGGCGAGGCGAACCCGCCGCCUCCACCACCGCCGCCUGCUCCAUCCUCACUUGAUGAUAUUAGAGACCCUCUCGAGUGCGCUGACGAGGCCCAAUUGUCUGACGAAGAUGACUUGGGAGACGGCGAUGGAUUGGAUGCGAUCGUGGACGACCUUGAGGACGAGAUGGAUGAGGAUCUUCCUGAUCCGUCCGCAGUCAGCGUAGAAGUCGCUUCGAACGGCAGAGCUACGGCACACAAGGAAGAUGGAACCAGGGUUGCAACGCCGUUGGGUGGAUCUACGCCAUCUUCAGCACGCGCGGCUCAGGCUGAUCGUUCUCUUGCUGAGAGGAUGGCUACCGAGCAGCUUGCCAGCCUUGCCUAUCAACGCAAUCUGCUUGGCGGAAACCCGGCUUCUGCCAGACCCAUGUCUUACGCUGCUGCCAUCCAGGCUGUUCCCCAAGACUGGCACAUCGAGUUCAGCGUCAAUGACCAACCCAUCUCCAACGAGACUACCAUCUACCGUGCUGUCCACAUGAGCCAGGCUGAUGGAGCCGACGCCUCUCGGAACAUCUGGUCUCCGACGCACACGAUCAAGUUCAAGAAGGCGACAGGACCGCCUCCUGCGGAGUCCAGCUCACUGACCCCUCCUCCGGAGUCGGCGUCCGACGUGAACGGUAUCCCUCAGUCCUUGAACAAGAACCCAACGACAUCGUCCAUCUUGCGCCUGCUCAGCAUUCUUCAUGAGCUGAAUGCCAACCUUGAUGACGUUCUUUCUGAGAAGAAGGAUACCAUCAAGGUCAACGCCGAGCCAUUGUCUCAGUUCGUGAACACCAAGCUCACUGCGAAGCUUAAUCGGCAGCUUGAGGAGCCGCUCAUCGUGGCCAGCAACUGCCUUCCCAACUGGAGUGAGGAUUUGGCCAGGCUUCACCCCUUCUUGUUCCCAUUCGAGACGCGCCAUCUGUUCCUUCAGUCAACAUCAUUUGGCUAUUCUAGGUCCAUGGCGAGGUGGCAGAACGCGCAGUCUUCCACUGACUCCCGUCACGACCGCCACCGCGACGAGAGGCCAUUCUUGGGAAGGGUGCAGCGCCAGAAGGUGCGCAUUUCGCGUAACAAGAUUCUCGAGUCGGCCGUCAAGGUCAUGGAACUCUACGGCUCCUCACCGAGUGUUCUCGAGGUUGAGUACUUCGAGGAGGUUGGAACUGGUCUUGGACCGACGCUGGAAUUCUAUUCGACGGUUUCCAAGGAAUUUUCCAAGAAGAAGCUCAAGCUCUGGCGGGAGAACGAGUCAAACGAGAAAGACGAGUUCGCCUUUGGCAAGCGUGGACUCUUCCCUGCUCCCAUGAGCGCUGAGCAGGCAGAGACAGAGGAUGGUAAGAAGGUGCUCCAUCUCUUCAAGAUUCUCGGCAAGUUCGUUGCUCGCUCCAUGCUCGACUCGCGCAUUAUCGACGUGUCCUUUAAUCCCACUUUCUUCCGCAUUGGAGACAACACGGCCGUCAAGCCGUCUCUGGGCGCCGUCAAGACUGUUGAUUCCGACCUUGCCAGGGCGCUUGUCUUGCUGAAGAAGUUUGCCAAGGAGAAAAAGAAGAUCGACGAGGACCCCAACAUGCCACCGGCUGAAAAGGUGUCUGCGAUUGAGGCAAUUGAGGUCGAUGGCGCCCAUGUGGAGGACUUGGGUCUCGACUUCACUCUCCCAGGCUAUCCUAACAUCGAGCUCGUCGAAGACGGGGCAAACACGUCGGUAACCAUUGAGAACGUCGGUUCGUACGUUGACAAGGUGUUGGACAUUACAUUGGGAAGCGGUGUACAGAAGCAGGUGGACGCAUUCCGCACCGGAUUUUCGCAGGUCUUCCCCUACUCUGCAUUGCGCGCGUUUACCUCAGAUGAACUCGUCAUGCUCUUUGGUCGCACUGAGGAAGAUUGGACCUUGGAAACGCUCAUGGACUCGAUCAAGGCCGACCAUGGCUACAACCUUGACAGCAAGAGCGUUCGCAACCUGCUGCAAGUCAUGAGCGAGCUCGACGCGUCUCAGCGUCGUGACUUCCUGCAGUUCGUCACGGGCAGUCCCAAGCUUCCCAUUGGUGGUUUCAAGGCUCUUACGCCGAUGUUCACGGUGGUGUGCAAGCCAAGCGAGCCUCCUUACACGUCGGAUGACUAUCUCCCCAGCGUCAUGACUUGCGUCAACUAUCUCAAGAUGCCCGACUACAGCAGCCUUGACAUCCUCAAGGAGAAGCUUUUCGUUGCUAUCAAAGAAGGACAGGGUGCUUUCCACCUUUCUUGA
This is a messenger RNA of Lasiodiplodia theobromae, 5571 nucleotides long. RefSeq names its product HECT domain-containing protein. The transcript has 5 exons. NCBI's taxonomy places the organism in Eukaryota, Fungi, Ascomycota, Dothideomycetes, Botryosphaeriales, Botryosphaeriaceae. The record is from RefSeq and is a predicted model, not a curated record. Bases 1 to 5571 code for a protein of 1856 amino acids. Gene Ontology annotation, biological process: proteasome-mediated ubiquitin-dependent protein catabolic process; protein polyubiquitination. Gene Ontology annotation, molecular function: ubiquitin protein ligase activity. Gene Ontology annotation, cellular component: nuclear speck.